GGGGAAGUUUGGUCAGGUCUUCAAACUGGUUGAGAAGGCAACGAAAAAGUUCUGGGCGGGGAAGUUCAUCAAGGCGUAUUCGGCGAAGGAGAAAGAUAACGUUCGGCACGAGAUCAGCAUCAUGAAUAGCCUCCAUCACCCCAAACUGGUUCAGUGCAUCGAUGCCUUCGAGGGGAAGUCUGACAUCGUCAUGGUGCUCGAGAUGAUCUCUGGCGGCGAGCUGUUUGAGCGGAUCAUCGAUGAAGACUUUGAGCUGACGGAGAGAGAGGUGAUUAAAUACAUGCUGCAGAUCAUCGACGGGGUGAACUUCAUCCACAAGCAGGGCAUCGUGCACCUGGACCUGAAGCCAGAGAACAUCAUGUGUGUGGGGAAGACCGGGAGCAAAAUCAAGCUCAUCGACUUCGGCCUCGCCAGGCGACUAGAAAACGCCGGGACUCUGAAGGUUCUGUUCGGGACUCCAGAGUUCGUGGCUCCUGAAGUGAUCAACUAUGAAGGCAUCAGUUAUCCCACCGACAUGUGGAGUAUAGGAGUCAUCUGUUAUAUACUGCUGAGCGGUCUGUCUCCCUUUAUGGGCGACAAUGACAACGAGACUCUGUCCAACGUGACCUCGGCCUCCUGGGACUUUGAGGACGAUGCCUUUGACGAAAUCUCAGAAGACGCCAAAGACUUUAUCACCAACCUGCUGAAGAAAGACAUGAAGAAGCGCCUCACCUGUACUCAUUGCUACGAUCACAAAUGGCUGAAACAGGACACCAACACUAUGACGGCCAAGAAACUCUCCAAAGAGAGGAUGAAGAAGUACAUCCUGAGGAGGAAAUGGCAGAAAACGGGCCACGCCGUCCGGGCCAUCGGGCGCCUCUCCUCCAUGGCCAUGAUGGCCGGAGUCAGUGCCAAGAAGGGGUCGCCCACCGAAGAGGAUAACCAGUUCCUGGAGUGUUUGGAGAACGAGCAGAAGACGGAGUGUAAGCCGACCUUCAGCUCCGUCAUUAAAGACGUUGAAGUGGUCGAAGGCAGCGCCGCUCGCUUCGACUGCAAGAUCGAAGGUUACCCCGACCCAGAGGUGGUGUGGUACAAAGACGAGAAGCCCAUCAAAGAGACCCGCCACUUCCAGAUCGACUACGACGAAGAAGGAAACUGCAGCCUGGUCAUUUCAGAGGUGUCGGGAGACGACGACGCUAAAUACACGGUGAAGGCAGUGAACAGUCUGGGGGAGGCGACAUGUACCGCUGAGCUGCUGGUGGAGGUGAUGGCUGGAGAGGAAGAGGAGGAGGAAGAGGAGGAAGAGGAAUAGACUCCAACAGGAAGAGGUGCUGCUCCUCUUCAGCCUGUCAGACCUGAGCAGAAGAAACAAACCCACAAAUAACAGAUUCUGAUUGGAGGAGCAGGAGUAUCAACGCCGCAACAAAUGCAAAAUCAAAUUGCCCCCUGCCAACAACAAAGAUUUUCUUUAUCAAACACAAAAAAAUGUAACGUAAUUUAAUAUUCUAAGCCCCGCCCACCUGACACCUGGACACAUUGGAUGCAGCCGGAAAGCUAACAUCAGAACAAUUACAACUGUAAUGUUGAGAAAGUCAUAUUUCUAGCUAACGUCAUCUAUACUAAUGUCAGCCCACAAGCUAAUAAACCUUUGUUUGGAUGACAAUAGCUCACAAACAUUAGUUAAUGUGAAGAGAGUAAAGUUCAGAAAUAAAUAGCACAGCUGCCGGCUCGUUUUCAGUCUUAUGUGUUAAGAGUAUAUUCAUUGUUAGCGUUCUUGAGGAUAGCCUUGGAUAAUAGGUUUAUUAUUUUACAAACAGGAAGCAGUCUAAGUAAUAGUCUGGUAACACGUAGAGGUUAAGCUAACUUAACCACAUAGGGUUUCUGGGUAAUGAAGUCCUCCAAAUGAAAACAGUGUUGUGUCAUUUCCACUUUGAGCUGUUUAACAUCCAAGUGCCUUAAUUACAAAGUGCCUCUGUGAAUAUGGGCCUCAGGAUGAGAACCAGCAUGUGAUGAAAAGUCAUCCCCCUUAGCAUGUGAGAAGAGUCGUAUGUCUUCUCUUCUGUGUGAGCACUUUUCUUAUCUUAGUAUUUUUGACUUCGACAGCAGCUAACAUCACCUCUGCCUUAAACCUAGGUCACCUUAGAGCAACUCCAGGACACUUUGAAUCACCGUCCGGGUGAUUUUAACAGUUUCUACCACGCAUUUGUGACAUCGAGGGACUGCAUUACUAUUUGGCUGCCUGAAAAACACAUUGGUUAAACACGAUGUCCUCAACUCCGAACAUGUUGUAUUCUGAACUUCACAAAGUCCACAAUUAGUUUAGAAGCAGCAAUAAAAACGCCUGGAGGAACAUUUUUAAGAAGUGACCAAAAUCAACUGUGCGGAGGAACCACAUGUAUUUCUACGGAGAAACGUCUUCUUACAUUUUAAGUCUGUAUUUUAAGCCCCUUGUACAGGGUGUGUGCAGGAAUCCUGAAGUCACAUGGAAGACCUUUUCAGACCCUUUCCACACGUUUUAAGACCUCAUCUCCACUUUGAGUUCCAACCGGUUACCUUGGCGACACACUUUACCUCACAUUCACUAUAUACAGUAUUGAUCGUCCUUCCUCCUUAUCUUCCAACCAUUUGGACGCAGACUUGCAUUUCCCCAUAACGAUGCUGUUUAACAACCGGCGUAAACGGACCUUCCCGCGCUAUCAAGCAGUGAGCGUGCGACGUCCUGUUCAGAUGACGUCAAACCCAACGGGAUGCCAUCAAUAAACUACAGAAUCACACUACACUCCUACGCCGUGACUACAUUCAGGCAGACUGUAGAAUACAACCUCUUUGGACCAUUUAGAUACUUAUUGAAAACAAGCUACAACAUGUAACACCUUGGGAAAUGCCUUUUAAUACUUCUUAAGACCCCGCGGACCCCCUGUUUACAAAUCCAAUAUAUUAUUAUUAUUAAUUUGACUAUUGCAUCUUGGUAUCUAUUUCUUAUUUUGUAGAAAGGAGAUCCGUAUGAAAAAAGAUCCAAAUUAAAGAAUAAAUGUGUCGACGUUAUUCAAAUAACUUCGAUACAGAUCUCUACAGAAUUUCAUGCAAAUCAUAAAAGGAAUAUUAUAUUUAUUAAACGUUAAAGGAUCUCUUGAUUUACUUUCUCACCAAGAAAAUACCUUAUAUUUAUGAAUCCGUACCUUAUGGAUAUUCUCCUUUUGCAAAUAUGAGAUCGUUUUCUUGUUAUUACUUCUUUGCAUCUCAAAAACAUGAGAUCUCCUGAGUUUGAUAUCUCACCUUGGACACUUCAGUGCAAAUCAAAAAAACCUCUGCAAAUGUUGAAAAUCAGUUUCACUGUUCGUUAAGAGUCACAAGGUACACAUACGUUAUAAUGUGUGAGAUUCUUCUCGGUGAUAGUUUCUGAUUCGUCUCAAAGUGACAAACAUCGCAGUUCCUUCAAGUGAUGAAUGUAUGAGGUUAGAAGUGGUAGAAAACGGAGGUGAUUAGAAUCUGUGUCCGGAGUUCACACUCGUCCUGUUCCCGCUGAUGUCGAAGUCGUACCUUUGAUUAUUUCUCGUUUGCCACAUUCCAGCCGUUUGUUUGUAAAACAUGUAUUUAAAGGUUUCAGGGCUGACCCGCCAAAGAGAGUUCACAGGUGUGUGUUUGUGUGUGAUCCAUCUAACGUACCUGGGCCUGUUUGCUAGUUCUUUGUUUCUAGGAAUGUUUUUAUUUUUAGACUUAUUUAAUGCACAGAUUCAUAAUUAUAUUAUUAUCGUUUGAGCAUCCGUCUUCUUGCAGAUCUUCUCGCAGCACUUCAUUUGUCACCGUUUUUACAACUAAACCAAGCAGUGGACUCACUCCUAGACUGGUUUGUUUCUGUAUUAGAUGUAUGUAGAUUAUACUUCUCUAAUUGUUAUAAAUAUAUAUCAGUUUGAUGAACUGCAGAUGACAUGUAUGAGAACACUACGACUGUAGUAACUCACAGAAAUCUAAUAAAUCUAUCACCAAACCAAA
Gymnodraco acuticeps is the source of this 3972-nucleotide messenger RNA. Its product is annotated as myosin light chain kinase, smooth muscle-like. The annotation marks the transcript as partial. NCBI's taxonomy places the organism in Eukaryota, Metazoa, Chordata, Actinopteri, Perciformes, Bathydraconidae. Gene Ontology annotation, molecular function: protein kinase activity; ATP binding. The transcript is spliced from 9 exons. The record is from RefSeq and is a predicted model, not a curated record. Gene Ontology annotation, biological process: protein phosphorylation.